UAUAUUGAUAUAUCGGUGGGACAAUAACAAUCCCAGUCCAAAGUGCACAGGGUACCGCGGUUAACUGGCUUCGCCGAAGGAAACACAAUAAGAUGGCUUCAACUGGACUGCUGGUCGUGUCCAACAUUAAACAAUUGGGCAAAUCCUUGCGCAGCAUUGAAAAAUACGUUCACUCGCUGUACAUACAUUUAAAUGUGCCCACGUCAACGCCGCCGCCACCUGUUUGGGGUCGUCUUAUAUCACAGUUGUAUGCGGACAGCAGCAGCUAUGUGGGCAAUAAGGUGGAUCUGCGCGUGCUGGUGGCACCGCUCAAGCAGCAUCCGGCAGCCUGCGCUCUGCAGCUAUGCAAGCCCGUUGAUAUGAUAUUCUCGGACACACAUCAGCCGGAGCUUUGCGAUAGGCUGCGCCGUGCGCUUAACAUAAGUCAGCCAACGAUUUUUCUGGGGGAUACUAACAGUACGGACGCACAGCUUGCAGAAGCAGAAGGCCAGCCGGCCAGUCAGCAAAUUUACCCGACAGUGGUAUUGGGCGGCACCUUCGAUCGCAUCCAUAUUGGCCAUAAGAUAUUCCUCACACAGGCCGUGCUCCGGACCUGCAAACGUCUGGUGGUGGGCGUCACCACGGCCGCAAUGACUAAGGGCAAAAUAUUGCCGGAACUAAUAUUGCCCGUGGAGCAGCGUAUUGCUGAAUUGCGCGAAUUCCUUUUGGACAUUGAUAAUACCUUGCAAUAUGAUAUUGUGCCCAUCGACGAUCCCUUUGGGCCGACUCAGCAUGAUCCGGACAUGGACAUGAUUGUCGUCAGCGCCGAGACGCUGCGUGGCGGCCAAAAGGUCAACGAGAUAAGGGCCAGCAAACAGCUGCGUCAGUUGGAUAUCUUCGCAAUUGAUAUUGUCGAGAGCAAUGUGCACGAUGGCAUACACGAGUCAAAGGUCAGCUCCAGCAACACGCGCAUCGAUCUGCUGGGCACACGCUGGCGCCAGCCGGAGGCACGUCCUCAGCUGCCCGUGCGUCCCUACAUCAUUGGGCUGACGGGUGGCAUUGCUUCGGGGAAGAGCAAAAUGGCCGAGCGCCUGGGCGACAUGGGCGCCCAUGUCAUCGACUGUGAUAAGGUGGCGCACGAUGUAUACGAGCCGGGUCAGACGUGCUAUGAGAAGAUACUAAAGCACUUUGGGGAUGAGAUACUGGCCAGCGAUGGGCGCAUCGAUCGCACCAAGCUGGGGCCCCGAGUGUUUGGUAAUCCGCAGGAGCUGCACACGCUGAACUCCAUUGUCUGGCCGGAGCUGAUGGUGGAGGUGAAUAGACGUCUGGCGAACUUGCGCGCCGCCAGCCAGGUGCCCAAAGUGGUGGUGCUGGAGGCAGCUGUGCUGCUGAAAGCCGGCUGGGAGCCCAAUUGCCAUGAGGUGUGGUCCAUGAUCGUGCCGCCCGAGGAGGCUAUCAAGCGUGUCAUGGAACGCAACAACCUCAGCGAGGAGGAGGCACGCAAACGUCUCGCCAGUCAAGUUCCCAACGCCGAUAUUGUGGCCAAGUCCCAAGUUAUAUUCAGCUCGCAGUGGGACUUUGAUUUUACGCAGCGACAGGCGGAGCGCGCCUGGCAAAUGCUCAACAAGGAGCUGGACGGCCGGACGCACAGCAGCCUGUGAUGGGCGAUAUUAAUAAUUG
Molecule: messenger RNA, 1659 nt
Organism: Drosophila novamexicana
Lineage: Eukaryota; Metazoa; Arthropoda; Insecta; Diptera; Drosophilidae
Gene: Ppat-Dpck
Product: bifunctional coenzyme A synthase
Exons: 3
Coding region: 93-1640 (515 amino acids)
Biological process (GO): coenzyme A biosynthetic process
Molecular function (GO): ATP binding; dephospho-CoA kinase activity
Source: RefSeq, a predicted model, not a curated record